Messenger RNA from Syngnathoides biaculeatus (alligator pipefish), 3424 nucleotides. RefSeq names its product TLC domain-containing protein 4-B-like. Gene Ontology annotation, biological process: lipid homeostasis. Bases 623 to 1414 code for a protein of 263 amino acids. The record is from RefSeq and is a predicted model, not a curated record. NCBI's taxonomy places the organism in Eukaryota, Metazoa, Chordata, Actinopteri, Syngnathiformes, Syngnathidae. The transcript has 7 exons. Gene Ontology annotation, cellular component: membrane; endoplasmic reticulum.
UAGAAGCUUGAUAAAAGUUGAAGAGAGGGUGUCCUUGAACUGUUCAACCCUUAAGUCGUUUCUAAAAUAAAUUAAGGUCAUCUUAUCUCCCAAAUGUUCGUCUUGUCCAGGUCUCAGUGAGUUCUGGUCUAGGGAAAGUUUUGAUCUCGAUUAGUGUGCGUUUGAGCGCAACAUAAACAAACGUUAUAGUGGCUGCAGUCAACAGGAGUUGGCUACAAAUAGUCACGGUGACCGUUGCUGUUUUGUAGCUUUAAGAAGGCUGCUGAAACUUGAACCCUAAAGUGCAAAGAUGAGUCGAGGCGGGCCUGCCAUCAGCACUUACCAAUCACAACAACCCCCUAAAAGAAAAAAAAAAAUAGUCAUUCGUGGAACCACUGCAAAUAUGCACGUUAGUCAUAAGCACGGUUUGUGGACAAACACUGCCUGCGAGCUUUCUCUACCCACGCUGCUGUUUAGCUACAGCUAGUGCGUGUGUAUUGUUGACCUAGCAUAGAGCGAUAUGAUGGCUCUGGACUUGACACGGCGGGUGCACCUUUUCUGCCAGCCGUGGGAAUCUUUAGCAGCUGAGGGAGUGCAAGGAAAGGCGUCUUCAUGAAAGUCGUUUGAGUGGAGUCCAUUGGCCAUGGACCCAUUUAGCCAGCUCAUCCUUACCAUCUCAGUGACCAGCUUCUUCACCUUCCAGUGGCUCUUCCACAAAGUCAGCCCCUGGGUGUCUAUGCAUGUCAGCCCAGGCUUCCUUGCCCUCAGCGAAAAACAGAAGGUGGAAUGGAACUCAAGGACAGUAUCGACGCUUCAUGCACUGUUCGUGGGAAUCUUCUGUCUUUAUAUUUUAUUCUUUGAUGAUGCCGUCAAUGAAGACCCAGUUUGGGGAGAUCCUACUCUAGUGAAGACUAAUGUUGCCAUCACAACAGGCUACCUCAUAUCUGAUCUGUUGCUAAUAUUUUACUAUUGGAAGGCGAUAGGAGACAAGUUUUUUGUAGUGCACCAUCUGGCAGCAUUGUAUGCUUACUACUAUGUACUGGGCCAAGGCAUGUUGCCUUAUUUUGCUAACUUCCGUCUGCUUGCAGAGUUUUCUACUCCAUGCGUGAACCAGCGCUGGUUUUUUGAGGUUUUAGGUUACCCAAGGACCUCCCGACCUAACAUGGCAAAUGGCGUCGCCAUGGCAGUAGUGUUCUUCAUGGUGCGUGUGGCCGUCAUGCCCGUCUACUACAGCCGCAUGUACGCCGUCUACGGCACCGAGGCCUUCUACAUCGUGCCCUACGGCGGACGCCUGGCGUGGAUCUGCUCCAGCAUCUGCUUGGAUAUCAUGAACGUCAUGUGGAUGCACAAGAUCGCCCGUGGCUGCUAUAAGGUGCUGCAGUCGGCACGUCGCAGCAAAGCCGGCGCGCCUCAUGAAAACGGGAAGGCCAACUAACAUUAGGAAGAAGGCUCUACUAACUUGUCUACUGGCAAAACUACAGGAGCGAAUGUAAUGAGGAGGAAAUGUUCUAUAAGGUGGCACAGGUAGGAUGGAUCAUCUGAUACAGACCAUCUUCAAGCCAUGAAAUGACUUCUAAGCAAUAUUUUGUCUUGCUUAUGUUUGUUUGUUUGUUUGUUUGUUUUUUAUAUUCCCACAUUUGUGGACAGUGGAGCCCAAUCUGAUAGUUUGCUAAUCCUGCCACACAUACACUGGUAAAAUAAGACUAUUACUGCCGCAGAUCCUCAUCAGUGGUUAAUGCCAUUAUAUCCUUAAAGAGGAUGAUGGUUCAACCAUUUUUUGUUUUUUUGUUCAUAGCGAAAUCCUUUUUUUUUUAAUCACAUCACUCUCAAGGGACACAAUAACAAAGGAAGAAUAUUUAUGAUUAAUCAAUUUAAGAAUUAAUCUGUUAUUUAAGGUAUUCAUUAACUAAGUAGCCUUUUUAUUGGAAAAAGCAUGAGAUUUUGAAGAUCCUAAAACAUUGUUGCCUUUUUGGAGAUGCAGGCAUUGGAGGUUGUUUUUUUUUUUUAAGACUAUAUAAAGGAUAAAGUUUUCUAACGAACAAGAUGCACAGAGUACCUUUGGAAAUGCUAAAAGGGAAACUGAAUGUCAAAGCUGUUUGUACAUUAUCAUUAAUGAAAGGGAUUUUCCAAUGGUUAUAGAGAAGUCGAUUAGCAUGAUCGCACAAAGUAAUACAAUGUUCAUGAAAACGCUGACAUCGAUUUAUUUGGCAUGGAAAUGAGUGAAAAUGGGAAGUUUUAUUCAAGAAGCAGUAUAAUUAUUUUAUCUACGUAUAUAAAAAAAUCAUUAAUUCUUUUGAAUUCCAACAAACAUCCUGCUAGCACAGUUGUGUCAAUGAGAUGCAGUGUUUUUAUUGUUAAAGUAAUCAAUUGAGAUUUUAAUUGAUUUCACGUUUAGCCUAACAUUUCCAGCAUUUUGGAUGAAGUAGCUACUCCAAUCAUUUAAAAAAAUAUUCUGAAAACAUUCUGUGACAGUGUGAAACCUAUUGGAAGGAAGAGAAUAAAAAACAUGGGUUUUUCUAUUUUUAAAAAAAAAAAAAAAAAGCAGCAGCACACCUGGCUGGCUACAUCCAGCUUUUCUUGCCUUGUUAAACUUAUUUAAUAGCACAUUUUCUUUCUCAGAUGCCUGUCACUUCAGUUUGUUUGCCUUCUUUGUUCGAAUGGUAAUGGGCUUUGUCGUUGGGUGUUUUAACAGUGAAAAAUUCAGAAGCCAUCAAUUUUGUGCAUUUUUUGUGUGUUUUUGUUUUUUAAACUCAUAUUGUGUACACAGCAGUGCCAAGUUGCAGCUCUGAUCACACGUGUCUCUGCAAGUGGUGCUUUGUAAUAAGCGAUUGGCCUCACCUGAGGUCCAGCAUAAGUGUGAAAACCAUCAAUAAGACGUGCCAUUUUUCUGUUAAUAUAGGCUGAUGGAAAGUCAUCUUUUGUAUGAUGUUGGUCAGUAUUCUAAUGGAUUUAAAAGCAGUCUAUAAGGAAUACCGGGAGUCAUCUUUGUGCACAUGCUCUAACAGCCUGUGAUAUUGUAUGGGGAUGGCACUACAAAGGAUCUAUUCUUCUAUUGUCGCACACAUGUAGACAAACAUGGUAACCUGCCCCACACAGAACAUCACAAAGCAGAUGUUCAAUGUUUUUCAUAUGCAGCGCUGAAAUCAUUACCAAGGAAAUACUUGAAUAAUCCACAGUUUAUAAUCACGUUUAUCUGAAUCUGUGUAUUGCAAAUACCAAUCAACCCUGUAUGGAUCUGGCAUUACAGAAUAUAUUUUAAAUGAGCAGCAGACAAUAGGUGGAAAAGCCAUGCUGUCCUCAGUUCAGUAUUAUAUGGAGGAGAAAUGACAAGAGUGGUCAUGGGCAGGGGAAAGAUGAGACAUUCUGUGAAUGUAUUAUUGGGAAAAAGAGCAAAUAUUGUCCAUUGUUUCAAUUUGUUCCUUUAUAAUAAAUGACAAAUUCACUC